Molecule: messenger RNA, 4916 nt
Organism: Drosophila biarmipes
Lineage: Eukaryota; Metazoa; Arthropoda; Insecta; Diptera; Drosophilidae
Product: proteoglycan 4
Exons: 6
Coding region: 754-4662 (1302 amino acids)
Molecular function (GO): protein binding
Source: RefSeq, a predicted model, not a curated record
CGCGACGCGUUCAGAACCAGAAAACGGAUCGGAGUGUGGAGACGGUGAUCAAAUAAAGCAGUGAAAAAGAAUCUUCUUCGGAGGCCGAAAGACUAGAAGACUCUUCUCGUGGUCAAGGAUGGUCGAACCCUCGAGUGUCGCUGAAGUGCAAGCAUAAACAAACAACAGAACGGAAUAACAGCAAUCGGUGGAGUCAUAUUUUUGUUUUUGUGCCUCUUAGAAACAGUGGAUAUAGGAAGCCUCACUUGCGACAGCUGUGGAGCGAACAAUUCUCCUCUUUUCGCCGCCGCACAUCAACAUCUAUAUGGUUCAUUAAAAGUGUGGCAGAACUUUGGCACUGGCGACAAGUAACGAGCGACGACUACGACGACCUGUGGCAAUGCCCCGGCAAAUUGUGCGGGUAAUUUCCAGCGCGGUUUAAUUCGGUCUAAGUCUGAGCCAAGUGGGCAUGCGCACCGUUGGCCGCUGUCAUUCGAAAGUUGCCUCUGCGUGACACACAUUCGGAGCAUUAGAGUCGGACUCCUCGCUCCGGCAGACAAGUUGGAGCGCAGCCCUGCCGCAUCUGGGAGAUAAAGAUACACAGAGGGGGGACUGGCAGCCAGGGGAUCAUUCCGCUCUGGCCUGGGCCCAAGUCCAAAGUCGGCUCUGUUGCAUUAUUCAUGCUCUUCGGCGGCCAGCACAGCGACGUCGACCACAUCCACGUCCACAUCCCCAUCCACGUCCACGCAACGGGAACGGCAUCCACGAGCGAAGAUGACGCUGCGCUUAGUCAGCGUAUUAUCGGCGGCAUUACUUCUCCUUUGGCCCGCACAGCUGGAUGCAUUUAUCACACCGAAUACAGGCUGUCACCACAAUGGCACGUGGUUCGCGGACAAAUCGGUGGUGCCGAGCAUGGAGAAGUGCCUGAAUUGCCAGUGUAAUCGGAAGACGCUGGUGUGUCGGCUGAAGGUCUGUCCCGAAAUGCCCAUGCCGCCGCCCCGAGGUUGUGUGGUGGUCCAGAAGAAGAGCUCCUGCUGCCCCUAUCUUUCCUGCGCCAGAUUGGAUGCGUUCUACAAGAUACCCACCAAGCGACGCAUCAUCGCGUACCUGGAUCACUAUGAGAGGGAGUCGAUCGAUCGGGUGGUCAACGACAACAUGCUCCAAAGACGAUCGGAUGAUUCCGACACGGAUCUAUUCGUUUGUGUGAAAAAUGGAACUGUCUACAAGUCGGGCUCUGCCAUGUCGUCUUCGAACUUGUGCAGCUACUGCUAUUGCAUAGGUGGCACCGAGAAGUGUGUGAAGCCGAAGUGCAUGCUUCCCGUGGACGGCUGCAAGCCCAUAUUCGUGGACUCCACUUGCUGUCCCGUGCGAUACGACUGCAGUAGCAAGACCUCGGGAAAGUCCUCGCAGGAGGUGCGCUACAGGAAGACCUCGAACAAGCACUUCCAGCGCAUGUCGCAGCGCCUUCAGCGCAACCGAGGGUGCACUGUGGGCGCCCAGUUCUACGCGGAGGGUCAGAAGAUGCGCUCGGACGCGGACAAGCCCUGCGACAUUUGCUUCUGCAUCCGGGGAACAAGGCGAUGUGCCCCCAAGAAGUGCUCCCCGGCGCUAAAGAAUUGUAUUCCGGUGGUGCCGAAGGGUCAGUGCUGUCCAUCGAGCUACGACUGCGGCAGCCAGCGGGACUACCGCAGGUCGCACAACUCCAGGCAGUUCAAUCUGUACAAUAUGCUCUUUGGCAAGGAGGAACCCGAGGCACAGAACACAGCCCUGAUGCCCCAGAACUCUAUGGCUGAGAGAUAUCCACACGAUCGUCAUCCCACGAGGGCUGCUGCGGGGAGUCCCCUGGAGGCCAGCAGUGAGAAGAGCAUUAUGGAUACACUUCGCGAAGGUCUCGAGUUUAUAGAUGGCAAUAACAACAAAAUGCUGGCCAACAAUUUGGACCUUGUGGGUAUCGGAACCACCCAGGCACCUCCUUCGAUGAGAACAGAGUCCAGUGAGGAGGUGAGCAGCACUACGGCCCUGAGUUUUCUGGAUCUGCUCUUGGGUCCCAGUACGGAAACCACGGGGCACGAAAAAAUUAGGCAGCCCGAAUCAACUACAGUUAAGAACACGCUCUCCUGGAUGGAUAUCCUGCUGGGACCAGAUGAGGAGGACCUGAGCCCCAAAACUGAAGCGUAUUCGGAGACUAGUACCACCCUGAAUCAAGCCGCAGAGUUCAGACCUUCAGCAAGUGGCAUAAAACGGAUUGCAGAGGACUUCGAUGAGCAGUUAGACAGUGGAGAAAUGGCGGCAGGUGAAUUGCCAGCGGAGGCCCAGCAAAUCGGUCUGGCGAAUGCCGGAAUCUGGCCAGCACCAGACACGGAGGUUAUGCCGCCUCCAAAGGAGGAACCAAGUCUGUUUAAUGCCUUGAUGGAUGGCCUGUCUGGUAUACUCGAAGAACCCCUCAAUCAGACCUCUACGAGUACAACCACAACCACUGAGAGACCAACCACGCACGCUCCACCAAUGUUUAGACCCUUGCCCAGUGGCAAGCCCCUGCACACCCGAAUCAACUCGAAGCUGGCCAAUCUCACGGUGACACCGCCCAUGUUGGUGGUGACCAGCAAGUAUGGUCAGCCGGUGACCAUCAGAACGACAGAUAAGAGGGUCAACGGGUCAGCCACGACCCCCACCAUAGUCAAAGCCACAGAAAAACCAAGUACCACCACAACCCAGCGAACAAAACUAGACACUACCAUCAAAUCCACUGCGAAGUCAAGCACUACGGUCAAACCCAAGCCGAAGACUACCAGAAGAACAACGAUCACACCCAAACCAACAACGCUAAAACCCUCUACUUCGAAAACUUCAACAACAAAGUCCACCACUCCAAAACCCACAACUCCAAGACCCAGCACUCCGAAACCCACCACUCAACGGCCCACCACUACGUCACCACCUUCUUCAAAACCCAAAACCACUACUACCACCACAACAACAACCACUGAGCGAACCACUCUGAAACCGAAAUUUAGGCCAAAGCCCAAACCUUUUCUAGCAAGCACCCCGAAUCCACUGGAGAUCAAAACUAACCCGAGUAUUUUGGAAGCCGAACCACUGGACACGAAUGGUGAACCCACACUGCCACCCAGUCUUCCGAACUUGAAAAUAAUACCUUUCCUUCCAACCGACGCCGUGGACACGGUGCCCAAGGAGAAGUAUCCGCCCAGCUUCUAUCAGCAGAAGGUGGCAUCCGAUAAAAUGGAUGUGGUGGGGUACGACACCAUUGAGGACUCGGUGGCUCUGUUUUCCCAGUCCCAGCCCGAUCAGGCAGCCUACAAGUACAAGUUCAAUGUGGAGGUUCCAGCGGUGGAGUCCGCUCCAGAGCCUGUGGUUCAUGUUGGUGGGAAAUACGAGGGCAGUGCGGCUUACGUUAACUUCGACUUCGAUCGUCCGGUGGUGCCGCCCCCUCACAAUGGAUUCUCUCCACCCACCGAAACGGAGGGAGGAUUCAUGCCCAAGGAACCACUGGUCAUCGAUGGGGAGGUUCUCCAGGAGCAUGUCACCGCGAGCGGAAUCAAUGGGCCAGCUGACAGCUUCCAUGUCACGCAGCACAUUAUCGAUAUCACAACCGCGGGGGCACAGGCAAAUGACUCCGCUCCGAUAGAAAUCACCACACCCGAUCCUUUCAAGGAUGUCAUACACACGGAACCGCCGCCCAAUCUCGAUGAAUUAAUCGUUGACAAGGCGAACAAGAAGCCGCUUGAAGAGCAUAUCGAGACCGUCACUUACAGUGUCAGCAAUUCAACAGCCUCCUCCACAUCCUCAUCCACAGCCACACCGACGACGACAACCAAACCAACAACGGAAAAGGAAACCCCCCUGAUAGAUAAGUAUGAAAUCAAUAAAUUAGAUAAGCUUUUGGAUGAGCUGCUUGGUAUGGAGUUGUCCAAACAAGAGGUAGUGAGCAGCACAGUGCCAGCAUUCAAGCAGCUGCCAACGGAAAAACCCGCAGCAACAGCAGCAACACCGGCAGCAGCAACAAGCACACCAGCAACAACAGCCACAGGUCGGCCAACAGCGACAACACGUGCUCCGGCCAAAAAGGGAAUUGGCAAAACGAAAAACAAACAGUCCAACGGCAAUAGACGCAAAGUGCAGAAUGCCACGCGACGCCAAAGCACAGCAGCAACCACUAGAGCCCCACCAGCACCAUCAUCGGCAUCAUCUGCGCCAACAACCACGGGACAGCCCACAACAACGAAGAGCACUCUGCAUCCAUUUUUAAACUCCCCGUUCGACAAAUUACCCUUCAUGGAUACCAGCUAUGAGGUAAGACCGCACCGAUUGCAACCGCAGCAGCAGGCGUUGCAGGCACCGCAGCAACAGCAGCAACAUGAGCAGCCGCCGCAGCAAUUCCACCAUUACCAACAUGCAACACGACCGCCGACAACCGUUCCACCGGCUACAUCCCCGGAGGAUGUCCUUCAGGACUCUGGUUCAGGCAUGGUUUCGGGAGAGGGGAACGGAGGAGGAGGAGGACUUCCGGGUGGCGAUGAUCCCCUCGGUCAGCUGAAACUGGCGGGCUGCAACAUUUACGGACGCAUGUACCGAGUGGGUCGGAUUAUCGUGGAGUUAUCCAGCCAGUGCCUGGAAUGCAAAUGCACCGAGGUGGGCGUCAAGUGCGGCCCAUUAGACUGUUAAUUUAGGCAUCCCCCAAGAUCGUAAUCCCCCGGAGUGUAAAGAGGUUAAGUGUCAGAUCGUAGCAAUAGAUGGUAGCUCGUAUGCUAAUCCCUAGCUGUAACUAACUAAGGGGUAGUCUAGGCCUAAGUUGUAUUAUAAAAAAUUACACUAAUCUCUUUGAGAACAAAGAAUAAGGCAUACCUAUCUUUAGCAAGGCAUUUAUAACAUCCUUAAAUUAAGAGUAUAUUAAGAAGACAAAUAAAUUAAAUACCUAU